AGUCGAGUUUGAAACUUACACUCAAGCGGAGUUGUAAAUAGUUGUUCGAGUUUUUUGGCUCGUACUCAAACUGUAGAAAAAUGUAAAAAGUCGACUAAAACAUAAUAUUCGUUUGCCUGCAAGUUCUUUUUUGGAUUUUAAGUUUAAGCGAAAACGAAACCGAAACCGAUACCGAAAUAUUUUAGAAAAGAAACGAAAACGUAAACUAAACCCAACGGUUUAUAGCUUGCUGUAAUUGCACAAAUUAAAUACUUACAUGUAUAGUGGUAAACUCAGAUAUCGAAUUAACGUAACGAACGUAAGUUAAGAGUAGAGCUAAUUUCUGGUGCGUAUAACUCCAUUAGAACACGAUUAGCCUAGCAUAUAGUCAACAUAGAGCAGCGGAACCAGCUGUCCGCAUCAGAAGUGCCAACAAUAAUUCAAUCAGAACCCAGACGCAAAAAGAAACCGCCAAGUGACAACGGUGACACGAACCAUACCAAGUCGCCGGAGCUGGAGUCUCUCCCCUCCCUUAGCUCCAAAAACGCAAACUAACCAGAAAACUUUGUCGAACAAUCGUCUAAGACGCCAAUCGUGCGUGUGUGAAAGUUUUACCCACAUCUAUUGAAAAUAUUGGACUCAAUUGCAGAUACAUAGUGAGAAAGUGACGCGAGUGCUUCAAUUUCGCCACGCGUACAGCAAAAGGAAUUAAGCUAAAUUAGGAGCAGCAAAAUAGACAUACAGCACCAGGAUGUCCUCUUCCAUGCCAAAGACGAUGAUCUGGCCAACAUUUAUCAUUUCGCUGCUGUUGCUCCACGCAACGGCUAAUGCCAUCGAUUUGAGCCGCUUGUACGGACACAUGGCAAAUCCGAUACAAAAACGUAGCGAUGCCUGCCAUCCGUACGAGCCAUUCAAAUGUCCCGGCGACGGUAAUUGCAUUUCCAUUCAAUAUUUAUGCGAUGGUGCGCCCGAUUGCUCUGACGGUUACGACGAGGAUAUGCGCCUUUGCACUGCUGCCAAGCGUCCACCCGUCGAGGAGACUGCAUCAUUUUUGCAAAGCCUAAUCGCAUCACAUGGACCCAAUUACUUGGAGAAACUUUUUGGCAGUAAGGCACGUGAUGCCCUUUCACCACUGGGUGGUGUGGAGAAGGUGGCCAUCGCUUUGAGUGAAUCACAAACGAUUGAGGACUUUGGCGCCGCAUUGCAUCUAAUGAGAUCCGAUUUGGAGCACUUGCGUUCCGUUUUCAUGGCUGUGGAGAAUGGUGAUCUUGGCAUGUUGAAAUCGCUGGGCAUCAAGGACUCUGAGUUGGGUGAUGUGAAGUUCUUCUUGGAGAAAUUGGUCAACACCGGUUUCCUCGAUUGAGUAGCGCCGGAUCCGGCUUCUGGAUUUUAUUAUGCACACGCACAGCCCAUUAAUCCUAAUUUCUAUUCAUAUUUGGGCACACCCUAUGAUAAUUACAAUUAUUAGAAAGGUGUUACCCCAGGUAUGAAUAUCAAUAUUAAUGACACAUACAUUCAAACAUCCAUACAUUAAAUAUUUUCUCAAAAAUUUCGAAGUUCUCUUGAGUUUUCAAAAUAUAAUCUUAAGUUUUAUGCUCUCUUAGCCCAUCCAACUAUUUAUUUGCUAUCUAUUUGAAAACAUCUUUUAUAGAAAACACCAAAAGCAACAAAAAUAAAUAAAUAAUAAAAACAACAAAGGCAACAAACUUAGCAGAUAGGACGCUAAAUCGAUUUCUCUGCUUCUAUUUCACUAUUAUUCUGCGCUCUUUCAAUCGGUCUGCACUUUUAAGCUCUCUCAAUUAAUUUGUAUUUAAACUUUGCCAAAUUUUGAGAAAAUCAACGCGCAUCUUUUAAUAACUGAUCGAAUUUUCAAACAAAAAGAAUAAAAAAGCAUUACAUAUUCACGCAAAAUAAAAGCAAAAUGUGGAAGCAGGAUCGUUCGGCAAAAGAAACCAAGCAAAACAAAAGUAAAAAGAAAAC
This is a messenger RNA of Drosophila grimshawi, 1959 nucleotides long. Its product is annotated as IDLSRF-like peptide. Gene Ontology annotation, molecular function: protein binding. Lineage: Eukaryota; Metazoa; Arthropoda; Insecta; Diptera; Drosophilidae. The record is from RefSeq and is a predicted model, not a curated record. Bases 731 to 1342 code for a protein of 203 amino acids. The transcript is spliced from 5 exons.